Exophiala oligosperma is the source of this 1821-nucleotide messenger RNA. RefSeq lists its product as uncharacterized. The transcript has a single exon. The record is from RefSeq and is a predicted model, not a curated record. Lineage: Eukaryota; Fungi; Ascomycota; Eurotiomycetes; Chaetothyriales; Herpotrichiellaceae. Bases 248 to 1279 code for a protein of 343 amino acids.
UGUAUCAGACCGCUCGAUCCCGGAGAUGGCCGUCAUUAAAACUGAAAGACCAUCAAGUACUGUUUGUGUCAACUCUAUAUCUCCAUCUCUUCUGUCUUUUCCAGGUUCCUAGAUCUCUUUUUCUCACGUCCCUAGAUUUCCUAGGUUAUCUGAAGCUCAAUUAUCAAGGUGGGAGAGCUUUUCAUUGUUCAUGCAAACAUAGAGCCAAAAGUCCUCCGAAACCUGUAAACUCGGACGGAUAUCCAGCAUGGGCGCUAAGAAAGACGUGUUCACUAUCGGACCAGGCUUCAUCGGCCACAAUAUUGUCGAGAUUCUCGUCGACCAAGGAUAUAAAGUUACCGCAUUGACUCGACGAGAGCAACACGCGGAAGCACUUAGACGAUCAGGAGCGACACCAGUGACGGGCCAACUGGACAGCUUCGACCUCAUCACAGAACAGUGCUCAAACAGUGACAUCAUCUUCCAGGUCGCCACCGGAGACAACCUGCCGCUCGAAAAGGCCAUAUUGGAAGGUAUCAGCAGGCGUGCACGAGGGGGCAAAAGCACGAUCUACGUUCACACGAGCGGAGCAAAAGUGUUUGACGACGGCGCAAAAGGCAUGUUCGCGUCCGACAGGAUCUACCACGACGACAAACGAGAGGAGAUGGACAGCGUGGCAGACUCGGCUCCACAUCGAGAUGUCGACCUAGCAUUGGUGCGUGCUCGAGAGGAAGAAGUUGCACUCAGAGACCACCUCAGGUUGGCCAUCGUCUUACCACCAGAAGUUUACGGGUACGACGCCAAACACGACAGGUUGUCCAUGAUGAUUCCAAACCUUACGCGUUUCGCCAUCAAACAUGGUUAUGCGCCCGUAAUAGGCAAAGGUCUAUCUCUCGAAACUCAGGUACACGUCAUGGACCUCGCGAGGGGCUAUGUCGACGUGAUGCAUUACCUGGAACACGCCGCUGCCGACCCCGAUCACCAGGACCAAGCCCUCGCGAAUCCUUAUUGGCUGUGCGAGAAUGGCGAAGAGUUCACGUGGAAGGAAGCGGCAGAGACUAUCGGCCGGGCUCUCUAUGAGGCGGGCAAAAUCCAAGAUCCUACGCCCAGGAAUCCGCCAGAGCAUUUGUACCCCGAGCUGUGUGGACACAAGACCGAGAGCUACAUGGGUCUGAACUGUCGAGCCAAGGCUGUCCGUCUGAGAAAACUGGGUUGGGAGGCUCGUGAGAAGGGGAUCUGGGAAUCGUAUCUACAAGAUGAAUUGCCGGUGAUUCUGCGGCGAAUAGAUGAAAAGCAAUAAGGCGACCAAUCGAUCACUUUGUACUGCGAUUGAGGAGCUGCAAUUCAAUAUCAGCUUUGACAAUUUGUCAUUGGGGAUCCCUUUUCAUCCAUCCGACUCUUCAUACGAUUCCUGGGAUGUUAUGUUCAGUGGAGGUCCAUUCAUUCUUGGGCCCGAAUGGCUGAAAUUCUCCUAUCCGCCCCAUUCAAGGAUUCACAUUGUGACAGACUCCGAAACAUUACACUCAUGUCAACUUUGAAUUAUUGAGGCAAAGAGGUAGGGAGCUAGGCACAUUUCCAAUUAUCAGCCAAAGUAACAUCUCCCUUGCCUUUGUACUUUGCCAUGAGGGGAUAAGCACAGAUUGGCCUGUGAUAGAUGGUCCCAUUCUCUGUCGGCAGACUGGCUCCUUGCAGGAUCUCCGGCGCUUUCCCUUCCUCUACCCAGGCAAUAAGAGUUUCGAACACAUGUCCUGGGUACAACCCAUUGCCACCUCCACAGUGAGAAAUACCUGGUGCCUGGAACAAUCGGUAAUAUUCAUUGAUACCAGGAUCCAGCUGCGCCAC